This is a messenger RNA of Asparagus officinalis (garden asparagus), 711 nucleotides long. RefSeq lists its product as uncharacterized. The record is from RefSeq and is a predicted model, not a curated record. The coding region runs from base 1 to 711 and encodes 236 amino acids. NCBI's taxonomy places the organism in Eukaryota, Viridiplantae, Streptophyta, Magnoliopsida, Asparagales, Asparagaceae. The transcript is spliced from 2 exons.
AUGGUGAAGGAAACGAAUCCAGGAAGCUACAUUUGCAUUGAGCAUAAUGAAGGAAGGUUCAAAAGACUGUUCAUAUGUUAUGCUGCUUGCAUCAUUGGUUUCUUAAAUAGAUGUAGACCCCUAUUAUUUUUGGAUGGGACAUUUUUGACGGACAGAUACAAAGGCAUGCUCCUCAGCGCCAUAGCAUACGACGGAGAACAAGAGAUAUUUCCACUUGCGUAUUGCAUAUGCGAUCAGGAAAAUGUAGCUAAUUGGAGAUGGUUCCUUCAAGGCCUUUGGUCUAUACUGUAUGAACGAUCAGACCCAUACAAUCCUCCCCACCAAUUGGUAAUUAUUUUUAAUGUCGACAAGGGGCUUCGAGAAGUUGUGAGAGAAUAUGUUCCUGAAGCAAUUCACUCAAGAUGUGUUCUGGACCUGGUUAAAAAUUUUAGAUCAAAGCUAAAGAAUUUGGGAAUGAAGGCAAAAGACACACAAGUUUUGGGGAAUUUGCUCCAAUCUGCUUGCUAUAAAUAUACUAUAGCGGAAUGGAACGACUACAUAAAGGAAAUUUAUAAGAUGUCUCCAGCUGCAUAUGAGAUUGUAAUUAAUUACUCACCAGAGCAGUGGGCAAAUGCAUUCUUCCCUGACAUUAGAUAUGGUCAUGUGACCUCUAAUAUCACAGAAUUCUUUAACAGCUGGAUACGUGAAGCUCGAUUAUUACGUGUACUAUAA